This is a messenger RNA of Pichia kudriavzevii, 1074 nucleotides long. RefSeq lists its product as uncharacterized. Lineage: Eukaryota; Fungi; Ascomycota; Pichiomycetes; Pichiales; Pichiaceae. The transcript has a single exon. The record is from RefSeq and is a predicted model, not a curated record. The coding region runs from base 1 to 1074 and encodes 357 amino acids. Gene Ontology annotation, molecular function: ATP hydrolysis activity; ATP binding. Gene Ontology annotation, cellular component: mitochondrial outer membrane.
AUGAACAGAAAUGACGCGUUUAAAUUAAUAAGUGAAUGUGUGUUGUUAACCACAGCAUCUUUCUCCGUUUAUUACCUUUUAAAUACACUUAUGGGAGAUCCAAGCCAUCGUAACAAUGAUGAAAAGAAACGUACAGCAAAACAUCUGUCAAAACUUAAGAAGCAAUCACCAGAAAUGAAACAAGUGCUUGACUCAUUAUCUAAUUAUGAAAAAAUAAUGCUAGCCUAUUUAAUCCCCCCUACAGAUAUCGAAGUUUCAUUCAAUGAUAUUGGAGGAUUGGAAGAUGUUGUGAGUGAUCUACGUGAAAGUGUGAUUUUGCCGCUUGUUUACCCACAGUUGUUUACCCAAUAUGGCUCAUUGUUAGCAGCACCUAAAGGUGUUUUGCUCUAUGGGCCACCUGGGUGUGGAAAAACAAUGCUAGCUAAGGCUUUGGCAAAGGAGAGUGGCUCGAACUUUAUCAGUAUAAGAAUGUCUACUAUAAUGGACAAGUGGUUUGGUGAAAGCAACAAAUUAGUGGAUGCUUUGUUUAGUUUGGCUUCUAAGCUUCAACCAUGCAUUAUAUUUAUUGAUGAGAUUGAUUCGUUUUUAAGGGAAAGAAGUUCCACUGAUCAUGAAGUUACAGCUACUAUGAAGGCAGAAUUCAUGACAUUAUGGGAUGGUUUGGUAAGUUCCGGACGUGUUCUUGUUCUUGGUGCCACCAAUAGACCUGGCGAUAUUGAUUCUGCCUUUUUGAGGCGUAUGCCCAAAAGAUUCAGCAUUGGGUUGCCGAAUGAUGAGCAACGUGAGAAGAUUCUAACUAAGCUGCUCUCCGACGUCCAACUGGAUUGUAGCGUUAAGGAUUUAGUAUCCAUUACGGAUGGCAUGAGUGGUUCUGAUUUAAAGGAGUUAUGCCGAAAUGCAGCUGUAAAUUCUACUAGGGAAUAUAUCCGUAAGCAUAUCCUGGACACAAAUGGAGAAAUGCAGAUCCACAAUACAAAGGAAAUUUCAUUGCGUCCAUUAAAAACGAAGGACUUCUUGGACGCAAUGGAUCCUGAGAAGGUUAUGAAACUAAAUGUGACUUCUGACUUAGAUUGA